Gamsiella multidivaricata is the source of this 2138-nucleotide messenger RNA. RefSeq lists its product as uncharacterized. Lineage: Eukaryota; Fungi; Mortierellomycota; Mortierellomycetes; Mortierellales; Mortierellaceae. The transcript is spliced from 6 exons. The record is from RefSeq and is a predicted model, not a curated record. Gene Ontology annotation, molecular function: nucleic acid binding. The coding region runs from base 31 to 2016 and encodes 661 amino acids.
CUCUCCUGUAACGUCCAACGGCCCACAGAAAUGUCGAAGCGAGGAAACGUAAGCAAUGGCACCUCGCACCGCGGUUCACAGCGCGGGAGAAGGGGAGGAAGAGGGCAUAAGGGCCGGGGUGGACGAGGCGGAGGAGGACCACAAGGCGGUGGCGCAAAUCGCAGGGGUUAUCAUUCAUACAGGGCUGCCAAUCCAUACCAGGGCGAUUCAGACGAAGGACUCGCUUCAGAUGAGAUUGACGACUGCGUGGAAGAUCCUCUGUGGCAGACAUUCGAAUGGGACAAAAAGGACCAGGAUCCAAGGCACAGCAAUAAAACCAGCUCCGCAGCACAACCACAGCAUCUUCAGCAAUUACCUAUGACAGAAUCGAAUGUUCCCAUGGAAGGCUGGGGUGGAGCAUUAGCGUACUAUGCGUCGUCGUCGGACUUCACCAGCAACGUGAGGAACCAUGUCAGUAAUAUUCCUCUUGAUCAGGAUAAGGAAGCGGACACUUCAAAGUCCCCUAGCGCUAAUUGCGAUUCGGACAAAUUGGACCGCGAUCCAAAGGGAAGGGAAAUGCUUAGACAAUCCACAGCAAGCUCAGGAAAGCAGGUUGAGGAUAUGGCAGGAAUGAUCAGACAAUCCAAGAAGCGUUCAGGCAAGCUAGAUAAUGGCGGUACGGAGGCGGUGAUCGCACAACCGAAAAAGUAUUCAGAUACUAUGUCACCAUCUGCCCCAAUGUUCACACAUACAGCCAAGCGAGUCAAGACUAUUAUGACCGACAUGGUCCAGAAAUCUCCGGAACUCUUGCCAUGGGUCAUCGAUACUACGCCUGCGAAGUUUCCCGUUGAAGCGGCCUCUGGAGUGCCAUCGAGUGCCGACAACAACCAGUCUUCGCUGUGGGUUCUGGAUACGACACCAGAUGUGCUACCCAAAAGUUUGCUCCAGUCAGACUACAUCGAUCUCACAUUAGAACACGAAGAUCAGCCACCAAAGCAAGGAAGGACGGUUCAAAAGCAGGAGAGGAACAGGAAAAAAAACCGACGGCGGCGUCAGAAAGUCAAAGAAAAAACGGAUCACGAUGGGACCAUCCUGUUGAGCGAUAGUGAGGAUGAUGACGAGGAAGACGAUGACGCAGCGGCAUUGGAGGACUAUUUGCAGAACACCAUGGACUCGGAAAACGAGGACAGUAUGGCGACAUUCAUAAGCUCAUCUUUGCACGAACUGCCCGUCGGUUCUGACUUUGGUGGUGUCGAUUCGGACGAGGAAUAUUUGGCCGAAUCCAUGUGGGAGAAAGCCAAGGUGCUAUGGACCGAGGAAGAGAUCGAGACCCAGUAUAUCGACAAGCUCGAUUACGGCAGCAUCUCCCGCAUUCACCACAUGGUCCUGGACUUGCUCAAUGAUCCCGGCACCAGCACGAGACGACUACCGCGCAUGACCAAACAUGUUCGAAGUCGGGUCUACAUCAUCGCGGGAUUGUACAAGAUACGGACAUCUACGGAUGGAUACGGAGACGAUGGACAUCCGAUCAUCUCGAAGACAGUCAACACAGCAGCUCCACAAAAACCGGUUGACUUGUGGAAGUUUCUCCCGCGAGACCAGAGGCCCGUAGGCAUGCAGCCAUCUUCUCCUCGUAGCCGCAGGGGUGAUUCCAGGAGUGGUCCCAGGGGUAGUUCCCACCAUCGAGGCGGCCGUUUCCAUGAUGGACGCGGGGGACAUUUUCGCGGAGGUGCUGGUGCCUAUCAAGGAGGCAAUGGGGCCUUCUUUCAUAGAGGAGGUGACAGCAGGAACGGAGAGGGGGUCAGGAAAGGUCCACCUGGGUUCGUGGUCACUGACGGUACAGUUGUUGGUUCUUCUGCAUCAGCUAUCUCGAGCGACAACAUGGGGCAUCGCAUGCUCGCCAAGAUGGGAUGGUCGCCAGGUGUUGGACUUGGUGCUUCGGGAAGCGGAAUUAGGGAACCUGUUGAAGCUGUGAUGAAGAGAACACGACGUGGUCUUGGGCACGAUGAACGGAGUCGUGGUGGACAACAGAAUUAAGUCAUCUUCGCCUACCUAACGGCAUUGCUCACGCUAUGUACCAUACCCCAUGUGGGAUCUGUCCUUGCAACUUGAUCUAAUUGCUAAGCAGCUGGACUUUGUAAAUAAAAACAAUAAUGUUG